This is a messenger RNA of Drosophila rhopaloa, 463 nucleotides long. RefSeq lists its product as uncharacterized. NCBI's taxonomy places the organism in Eukaryota, Metazoa, Arthropoda, Insecta, Diptera, Drosophilidae. The transcript has 3 exons. The coding region runs from base 24 to 410 and encodes 128 amino acids. The record is from RefSeq and is a predicted model, not a curated record.
CGUUCAACCAUAGACAGGUCAUCAUGUCUCGCAGUUUGUGCGCGCUUUUGGCGAUUCUCAUCGUACAUUUGGCCAUUGCCACACCACAAAACUCUCCAACUAUCGUCCCGCAAAUCCGCACUAAUGGUUUUCAACUGGAGCCUCUAAACCAGGAAUACUUCCUCAGAAUUGAACAUCCAGGUGGCACUAUUCGCCAGGAAACCGUGAAGCAGAAUGAAGCUGGUCAUCUGCAAGUCAACGGAGUGAUCAAUCAGCCCUUUGAGGAUCAGGGUGCCAAUCUUGUUCUGACUUACCAAGCGGGUCCGAAUGGAUACGUUGCAAAAUACAGUUUCGGCAAGGGUCCUCCAACGCCCCCUCCUCAGACCCCACUUUUCCUUAGUCCCGCUGCCCUAAAAACCACAGCUGGAUAAAAUUUAGUAUUAACUGUGCCUUAAAUAGGAUAAAACAUUUUUGAGAUUGGAAA